AAUUUCAAUUUCUCAAUGUCCUUGUUUAAGAGCUUAUCAAAACAAAAACAAAAACCAAAGAUCUACCUUCAAAAUGGCACACAUUUCAGCACACUUCGACAGAUACAAAUACCUCACCUCCCUUAAGCUCUGCAUCUCUUCUUUCACAACCAUCGCAAUUCAUCAAAAUUUUACUCCCAAAACCUUCCAAGAAACAUGUCCAAACAACAAUCAACAACCGAAACCAAUACCAAAUCCAAAGCCUUCCUUAAAAAGCUCUAUUUCCAAAAGUCAAGAACAACAAAACCUAAUUUCCCUCAUAAAAUCGAGUACUCAGAAACCCCAUUUACUCCAAAUCCACGCUCACCUUAUCCGUACAUCCCUUCUUCAAAACCCCAUUUUUUCCCUUCAGUUUCUAUCCUGCCUUUGUUUCUCCGCCUUCCGUGAUCUCCGCUAUUCCCGAAAUUUUUUCUAUCAGAUCAAAAACCCAUCUGCCUCUCACUAUAACACACUCAUCAGAGCUUACACUUCCAGCAAUGCACCUAAAGAAGCCUUUUUUCUAUACAAGGAAAUGAGACAAAAAGGCCUAAAGCCUGACCCCAUAUCAUUUUCUUUUGUCAUUAAAUCUUGUAUGAAGUUUCGUUUGCUUUUUUGUGGUUUACAGGUUCACGGAAGGAUUUUAAGAGAUGGGUUUCAAUCAGAUUGUCUUUUACUUACUACUUUGAUGGAUUUUUAUUCGAGUUUCUCGAGCCGGGAGGAGGCUUGUAAAGUGUUUGAUGAAAUGACUCAAAAAGACACCGUCGCCUGGAAUGUAUUGAUUUCUUGUUAUUUACGUAAUGGAAGGACUAGGGAUGUGCUAAUGUUGUUUGAUACCAUGAAAAAUGAGGGUGUUUGUGAACCUGAUGAUGUUACUUGUCUCCUCGUGGUACAAGCUUGUGCUAAUUUGGGGGCGUUGGAGUUUGGCGAAAAGGUUCAUCAUUAUAUUGAAGAAUGCGGUUAUGGUAGUGCUCUUAAUCUGUCUCACUCGCUUAUAGCAAUGUAUUCUCGGUGUGGAUGUUUGGAUAAGGCUUAUGAUGUUUUUAAGGGAAUACGAGAGAAGAAUGUCGUUUCAUGGAGUGCUAUGAUAUCUGGUUUGGCAAUGAAUGGAUAUGGGAGAGAUGCAAUUCUAGCUUUUGAAGAGAUGCAAAGAAUGGGGAUUGCCCCAGAUGAGCAGACAUUUACGGGAGUUCUUUCUGCUUGUAGUCAUUGUGGUUUAGUAGAUGAAGGGAUGGAGUUUCUUGAUCGAAUGAGCAAAGAUUUUGGAAUAGCGCCUAAUAUUCAUCAUUAUGGGUGUGUGGUUGAUCUUUUAGGUCGUGCUGGUUUGCUUGAUCAAGCCUAUCACAUUAUAAUAUCAAUGGGGGUUAAGCCAGAUGCUACAACAUGGAGGACCUUGCUUGGGGCUUGCAGAAUUCACGGCCAUUUUUCCCUUGGAGAACGUGUAAUUGAACACUUGAUUGAACUUAAGGCUCAAGAAGCAGGAGAUUAUGUUUUGUUGUUGAAUAUUUAUUCAUCAACUGGUAACUGGGAGAAGGUGACAGAAUUGAGGAAGUUGAUGAAGGAGAAAGGCAUCCAAACAACACCUGGCUGUAGUACAAUUGAGUUGAAAGGAGUGGUACAUGAAUUCAUUGUGGAUGACAUUUCACAUCCACGAAAAUAUGAGAUCUAUGAUAAGCUAGGUGAGAUUAAUAAGCAGUUGAAGAUUGCUGGAUAUGUUGCCGAAAUAACAUCUGAAUUACAUGAUUUAGGUGUAGAAGAUAAGGCUCAUGCACUCUCUUAUCACAGCGAGAAGCUGGCUCUUGCUUUUGGAGUUCUCGCAACUCCCCCUGGCAAAACUAUAAGAGUAACCAAGAAUCUUCGUAUUUGCGUUGAUUGUCACAAUUUUGCAAAGUUUCUUUCUGGGGUCUACAACAGGGAGGUAAUAAUCCGAGAUAGAACCAGAUUUCAUCAUUUCAGAAAUGGACGCUGCUCUUGUAAUAACUAUUGGUAGGAAGUUUCCAAGGUUGGACAAAAAGAAUGCUCAAAUCACACUAUAAAAUGGGGAAGCUAACUGUAGGAUUUGUUGGCAGAUUGCCAGAGCUGACCUGAGUGUUGGCCUUCUUCCAUUCUCUAAGUAAUUGCAGGAUCCUACUCAAUUGACUUAAGAACAGGCACAUCAGUUACUGAUUCGUUGAGUAGCAUGUUUUCUCUCUAUUUGCCUCUGUUAUCUAUUUGAUCUGUUGAUCAACAUUGCAGAAACUAAACAGGACAUCCCUUCCUUGGAUCUAGUUCAUUCUGUAUUCACUGCAAAGAAAUCAUCAUAAACCCUGAAUCUAUUCACAAAACCAAUGGCUGUGCCGCGUAGGUUACAAAUAAAAGACAAGCCUUACCUUCUGGAUUGUGUAAAAGAAUUAGCCCUGCACCUCGGUUAUGAAACCUCAGUAAAGAUUGUUGUCUUCAAAAGAAAUUGUGGAAGCUUAAUACUUAAUCAGGAUUGAAAGAGAAAGCCAGAUGAAAACAUGCUUUGCAAAGGAAGAUUGCUUUUUAUCUGAUUAUACUGUAUUUGAUUGUUUGUUGCACCUUAAAGCCGUGCUAUUUGAAGUUUCAGAGGAAAAUGAUGGCUGUCAUGGAGAUCUCUUUGGUUGAUUGUACUGGGACAAAGUCGUUGACGGUUCUGCACUCUUCGCAACCCAUGGCCAAAACUUAAGAGUGAAUCAGAAGGGAACAAGUAGCCUUUGUAUAUCUUUAACAAAACAUUUUGAUCGGCACAAAGUAUUUAUUGAUUGGUUUGAUUAUAACUAAAGCAGUGUCUGUAAACACAUUGCUGCUAUGUUAGUACAAAACACAGAUUUCUUGAGGUAGCAUUUAACAAUAAACCGUUUGUUUCUCAUUCUAGUGAAUGAAAAUAUUUAUAAGUUGUUUUGUUAGUUGUGUGAAUCUAAUCCUGGCUUUUGCGGUUUUUCAUCUCAAUUUGAUAGCAAAGACAACUUAUGGUAUUGCUCAGCAAGUCAAAAGUUCUGUAAUGGCGGAUGUUACUUUAGUUCGUGGAGA
Molecule: messenger RNA, 3045 nt
Organism: Durio zibethinus
Lineage: Eukaryota; Viridiplantae; Streptophyta; Magnoliopsida; Malvales; Malvaceae
Product: Pentatricopeptide repeat (PPR) superfamily protein
Biological process (GO): RNA modification
Molecular function (GO): zinc ion binding; protein binding; RNA binding
Source: RefSeq, a predicted model, not a curated record